AUGGUAAAAUACAUUCUUGCCGUGAACGCCGGCUCAUCUUCGGUUAAAGUCACAUUCUAUACAUACGAAAACCCACCAAAAGCCAUCGCAGAUGCCCAAGUCUCAGGAAUCACAGCACCACCACCUGCUCUAAAGUACCAGCGCGGAGCUGUCAAGAUCAAAGAGAAGCUGGAGGAAAAGCUGGACACACCCCAGGAUGCAUUCAAGUACAUCCUCAAGCGCUGCUUCGAUGACCCCGAGCUCUCGGAGGUUGCCAGUGAUGCUGAUCUCGCGUAUAUCUGUCACCGAGUAGUUCAUGGUGGUGAUUAUAUGGACUCGGUUAAGAUUACUGAUGAAACUUUGCACCAUCUUGAAGCCUUGGAGGAUCUUGCUCCACUGCAUAAUUUUUCUGCGCUUGAAAUCAUUCGGCUUUGUAGGAAAGAACUUCCUAGUGUACCGAGUAUCACUUUCUUUGACUCGGCCUUCCACCAGACUAUGCCGCUUCACGUGAAGACUUAUCCUAUAAAUCAGAGGAUUGCACAAGCAAACGGGUUACGGAAGUAUGGAUUUCAUGGAAUCAGUUACUCGUUUAUUUUACGCUCUGUUGCUCAUUUCCUGGGUAAACCGGCUGAGCAGACUAAUCUUAUUGCGAUGCAUAUUGGGAGUGGAGCUUCGAUAUGUGCUAUCAAAGAUGGGAAAUCGAUUGAUACUUCGAUGGGUUUGACACCACUUGCCGGAUUACCUGGUGCAACAAGAAGCGGCUCUAUCGAUCCAUCCUUAGUCUUCCAUUAUACUAACGAAGCGGGGAAACUGAGCCCCGCAAGUACGACAGAGAUGCAUAUUAGCACAGCAGAAGAGAUCCUCAACAAGCAAUCUGGGUGGAAAGCUUUGACAGGUACCACCGAUUUUGCGGAGAUUGCAGUGGAGAACCCACCAACAGAAGCGCACAAGCUUGCAUUCGAGAUUCUAGUAGAUCGGAUACUGGGCUACAUUGGUAGUUACUACGUAAAGCUGAACGGACAAGUCGACGCCCUUGUCUUUGCUGGGGGCAUUGGAGAGAAGAGUGCACUUUUACGCCGUACCUUGACUGAGAAGUGUCGGAGUCUAGGCGUGGCGAUCGAUCCGGAAGCUAAUGAGGAGGGACCUGGUGAUGAGACGGUCAAAGAUGUCUCCCAGGUCACCGGCAAGGGGCCUCGGGUAGUAAUUUGCCAGACCAAUGAACAGUUUGAAAUGGCGUACCACACUGUUUGUUCUCGGGGCUGA
Messenger RNA from Penicillium malachiteum, 1242 nucleotides. RefSeq lists its product as uncharacterized. The record is from RefSeq and is a predicted model, not a curated record. The coding region runs from base 1 to 1242 and encodes 413 amino acids. Gene Ontology annotation, molecular function: acetate kinase activity. The transcript is spliced from 6 exons. NCBI's taxonomy places the organism in Eukaryota, Fungi, Ascomycota, Eurotiomycetes, Eurotiales, Aspergillaceae. Gene Ontology annotation, biological process: phosphorylation; acetate metabolic process.